CAAUGACUUUGUUUCAUGUGGAAUCAAGACACUUGUACUGAGUUACUCAGAGAUGCGGAAUUCUACUAGAAUCCUGCUUUAAUUCUUCGCAGCUAUCCAGCUUCCUCUUCGAAGAGACAACUGCAGAUUGUUUGGAAUUAUAUUUUGUCACAGUUUUGAAACAAGAAUCGUUUCAGGGAUUAACAAAAAAAGGCCUCGUGGUGACAUGCUACAAUGGAGCAGCAACAGAACCAUAACCCACAUGCUCUAGGAAUUCAGAACAACCUCCUUUAUAAACCAGGCACGGGCUAUCAGCAAGAAGCUCAGAGGCAUAUCCCAACGUAUACCUACCACAGCCGACUGGCAGAUUUCCAAAUCGAGAAGAAAAUAGGCCGGGGACAGUUCAGCGAAGUGUAUCGAGCAACUUGUCUUCACAAUGGAAAAGCAGUUGCACUAAAAAAAGUCCAGGUGUUCGAAAUGAUGGAUGCUAAAGCAAGACAAGACUGCAUCAAUGAGAUUGACCUUUUAAAGAGUGAUUCCAAGGUUCACCAACCAGCGUUUAUUAUCUGCCUGAUUCACACAUUGAAUUUUACUGCUUAUCAGAAACGAGCAGAUGAUUUCCAUCAGGACUUUUCUGAUUACUUCAAAAAGCAAAAGAGGCUAAUCCCAGAAAGAACGAUAUGGAAAUAUUUUGUGCAGCUAUGCAGCGCAGUUGAACACAUGCACUCCCGAAGGGUGAUGCACAGAGACAUCAAGCCAGCAAAUGUGUUCAUAACUGCAACAGGAGCAGUCAAGCUGGGGGACCUAGGGCUGGGACGAUUUUUCAGCUCCAAAACCACAGCAGCACACUCUUUAGUUGGAACACCAUACUAUAUGUCCCCAGAGAGAAUACAUGAAAAUGGUUAUAACUUCAAAUCAGAUAUCUGGUCACUUGGCUGUUUAUUGUAUGAGAUGGCUGCACUCCAGAGUCCAUUUUAUGGAGAUAAAAUGAAUCUCUUCUCUCUCUGUAAAAAGAUCGAACAAUGUGACUACCCACCUCUUCCAGCAGAGCACUAUUCUGAAAAGUUAAGAGAGUUGGUGAUCAUGUGCAUCAAUGCUGAACCAGAUCUUCGACCUGACAUUAGUUACAUGCAUCAGAUAGUGAAGCAGAUGCAUGGAUGGACAUCAAGCACCUGAACAUGUUAAACUGGAUGGAAAUUUACAAAAGAACAAUUAUCUCACAAUCCUGCUUGAAUAUUGUUUUAAAAAAAUGAAACACCACAGUGAAGAUUUCAAGAAAGCGGAAUUAUUAAUGGAAUAUAAUUGAGCCAUUUGAAGUUAGCAGCACUGUAAAGACUGAUACUGUUAGAUUAGCUUCCAGCAAUUGUAGGAUGGUUAAGCUCUGUUGUUUGGUCCAGUGAAAAAGAAAUUAUAAAGUCUUCAUGGUUCCAUGUUACUUUAGAAAAAUAUAUUUAUGGAUGUACUUUCUAAUUUCAUACACUUAUCUCUUUAUAAAUUACGAUAAUGUAAAGGUAAAAUACAUGAGAUUGUGCUUAGACCAAACAAAAAUCAGAACAUGCUACAGGUUUUGAUAUAUUGCUGCCAGGGUGUGGCACAAUAAAGAUCACAAACAAGAUAUGCUUAACUGGACAGAAAAAUAAAUGAUCUAUAAAUAAUAAUAAAAGUUGAUAGUUUUACUAACGUUAAUUUAGAAAGAAACAAGUCUACUUCUCUUUUCAUUUAUUUAGCAUAUUUCCACCGUGCCUGUGCACAAGACAUAAUGUCUUUGUAGGCAAUUACUCAAGUAGCAGUAUUGUAAUGAAAUUUAAUUCAUUUCUGCCUUAUCGGGACUUGACACUAUGUACCUAGACUUUACCUAAAUUACAGCAACAGAUAUUAUUUUAGCAGUGAUUUACAUAUUGUCUUGUCCUAUGGAAUAUUCUGUGUGAUCAGCUUUCAGGUAUUUAGUUGGAAACUCUAAACUUUAUAAACAUUAGCUAUUGGGAGCAGAAUUAGGCCAUUCAGCCCAUCAAGUUUGCCCCACCAUUCGAUCAUGGCUGAUCAUGAUUAAAAUUUAUUUGUGAGUUGGUGAUCAUGUGCAUUAGGAUUAGAACUUUGUGUGUUUUUAUUAUGGCCAAUAAAGCAGCAUCUGGAAAACAUGCUUCAGUAAGCCAAACUUUUUUUUUAUUACUGAACUUCUAUCUAAUGAGCUGUAUCUAGAUUUUAAAGCUAUCAUUAGCUGUUAUCCACUCUUUCAAUAAUAUUUACAGGACAAGUCCAGCUUAUUUUGUGUGGAUAAAAUCUAGAGAAUUUUACUUAGUGAUAUGAUGCAAGUGUGUUGGCAUCAGAUAUGCCAUCUAGGCUUCUGUGCUUUUCAGCCUCAGAGCAGAGUCCAUUUUUUGCUUCCUCUUUGCCAUGUCUAAACUAGUUCACUUCUAUCACUAUCAGUACGUGGUGUAGACUAUUCUGCAAUUCUUUUUGUAAUACUUUUACAUACAUUUAAAUAAAAGUAAUGUCACUUUUAA
Molecule: messenger RNA, 2483 nt
Organism: Rhincodon typus (whale shark)
Lineage: Eukaryota; Metazoa; Chordata; Chondrichthyes; Orectolobiformes; Rhincodontidae
Product: serine/threonine-protein kinase Nek6
Exons: 10
Coding region: 214-1155 (313 amino acids)
Biological process (GO): protein phosphorylation
Molecular function (GO): protein kinase activity; ATP binding
Source: RefSeq, a predicted model, not a curated record